Molecule: messenger RNA, 204 nt
Organism: Phaedon cochleariae (mustard beetle)
Lineage: Eukaryota; Metazoa; Arthropoda; Insecta; Coleoptera; Chrysomelidae
Source: the annotation of a GenBank genome assembly
AUGAUGGUCGAUGUCACCAAGACAGCGGCCAACCGGCUGAUGAUGUCUCUGCAAGCCGAAGCCCUCACCAAGGGCUACAUGGGCGAGGGCGGACCGCCCAGCGCCGGCCCCGCCGACACCGCCCUCAGCGCCCUGCAGAACCUGCAGCCUUGGGCGGGGCCGUACAGCGCGCCCCAGCCCGCCCUGGCCGAGUCCAUGUGUUGA